Molecule: messenger RNA, 8090 nt
Organism: Vespa velutina
Lineage: Eukaryota; Metazoa; Arthropoda; Insecta; Hymenoptera; Vespidae
Gene: fw
Product: sushi, von Willebrand factor type A, EGF and pentraxin domain-containing protein 1
Exons: 24
Coding region: 3088-6432 (1114 amino acids)
Source: RefSeq, a predicted model, not a curated record
AGAGAGAGAGAGAGAGAGAGAGAGAGAGAGAAAGAAGGGAGAAUAAGAAGGUGGGCCUUGUUCGAGGUGAAAGGGGCUUAAGCGUGUAGUGACGUCGAUUGAUACAAAAAAAAGUCGCGGAGCAACAAUUGCUAGAGAAGGGAAAGACAAAAGGAGGUUAGAGUGAAAGAGAAAGAAAAAAGAGAGAUAGAGAGCGCGACAGGGAGAGAGAGAGAGAGAGAGAGAGAAAUGUAAUAAUCCAUAAAAUAAUGCAAGGUGUAAAAUCGGCGAGUCUUUUUUAUAAUAUAUCUCCUUCAAUGUAAGCAAAAACAAGACAGAGAAAGAGAGAGGGAGGGGAGUAAGAGGAAGGGAUAGAGUGGGAGUAAAAGAGGCCCAAGAAAAGAGCGCGAACAUUUAAAAUGGAGGGGAUAUAGUGUCGAUCGAAAGGCAAAGAGUAGGGAGAAGAGUGGACUUAACGGUAAAGCCAGUGUAAUCUUAUAGGCUAACCAUCAGAGUCCCGUGAAAGAAGAAAACUCACCGUCACUGACCACAAUCGACCCUUUUUUCCGAGACGAUCAAGUCGCGAACGAAGUGCAACGACGACUAUGGCCGCGAAAACGGCAGCCACAUUUUGCGAACUAGAAAACAUGUUAUAUACUCGAGCGUAAACAGACGGCUAUCCUACCACUGUUGUGCAGUGGACGUUGGUUAGUUAAUACGACGUUAAAUACAAUCCUUUUGUUUACGACUAUUAUCUAUGGUAAAAUGGUCCGUUGUUUGAUUAAAGAAAAAUGAAAUGAUGUAUGUUCUUUCUCUUUUACAUUUUACAAUCAUCCAAUCUCGUUUCCCCAGGUAUAUUUCUAACAAUAGCAGUAAUCUUCUACUUUCGCAUUUUAACGUGGUAAACAAUGGUAAACAAUUUAUGCUCGCAUUUACGAAAGAAAAUGUUUAAACGUAGAGUUUCGAAUACGAAUCGUUGGGUACGAAAAUUAUCUAGAAUACUAAUUACUAACUACUAGGAAUAAUUUCUUUCAAAAAGAAAAGAUAAUGUCUAUAUCCUAGAAAUAUGGGGAUGUAGAUCGCGCGAGUGAGCUACAUUUUCGAGCUAGAUAUCUGUUUAGCUAAGACAGGCGAUAUCAAAGGAAAACCGGUUCUCUUUAAUUUUAACUUAUGCACUUUAAGCGGGUCGAUCGGUCGUUGGUAGUGAUUUUUCGAUCCGGUCCAGUUGUGUCUAGGAUAUACUGUUAUACCUUGGUCCCUGUAUAUCUAACUCUACUUAUUUCCCGAUUAUGGAAGUAUCGCUUACCGAUCGAGAUCGGACGGGAAUAAGAAGGCAAUGUGGAAUAAAACGAUAGAGUACCGGACAGCUAACUUGUCGUUAUGGAAGAUUUACAAGGGCAAGUUCACCUCGCUACAUGUAAGAGAUCGAGACGAUCCAACGAACGUACGAUUUCUUCUUCGGGGAGAGGGAUCAAAAAAAUAAAAAAAAAAAAAAAAAAAAAAAAAAGAUACAAAAGUCCAUAAGAUUUCUCCUAUUCGUUAUUUUUUCUUCUCAUUUUUUUCUUUUUCUCUUUAAAAUAAGAAACAAGCAAGCAAAUAAAACAAAAGUGAAAUAAAAAGAAAAUGAAAAAAAAAAGAAAGAAAAAAAGAAAAAAUGUAAUGCAACAAGACAUGAUAUUUCAUCGAACCUGCUGCUCUCUUGCGUAACCAGCGAGUUUCGCUGAAGGAGAGCUCGUCUGAUCCGAGGUCGUGUACUAUCACCGUAGAAGUUUAUAAUAUCUAAGUAUUGAUUAAUAAAUCGGCAUAAUCGAUUGUAUCUCUAUUUAUCAUCGAUCGUUCAAUUUUUAUCAACCGGAAGAAAAUAGUAAAAUAAAGAAAACGUUUAUAAGGUUAAAUUAAAUGAAUAGUAUAUCAAAGAUAUCGAGUAUCAAUAUAUUAUAUAUAUAUAUAUGUAUAUAUAUAUAUAUACAUAUAUACAUAUAGAUAUAUAGAAUGAAAUGGUUUGAGAAUAUUGUAAAAUAGUUAGCGAGCGACCGGCAAGGCAUGAGAUUGGAGUUGGCGCGCGCCACACGGGACUUUCAUUAUGUCGUGGCGACGAUAGAGGGCCUCGGGCCCCGGACAUUCGACGAUCGGCCAGUGAAGGGAACGGAUCGUCGUCGCGAGCCGCGUAAUACCGGAGAAAAUAAAACGAGAGAGUUUAAAAAAAUGUCGUCAAAAAUAUCGUAAUCGAUUUGUUUACUUCCUAAAAGGGGCUCGUAUACAAAAGUUCGUUUGAAAAAUUUAUUUUACCAAAAAAAGAAAAAAAAAAAAAAGAAAGAAAAACGAAACAAAACAAAAACAAACCAAAAAAAAAAAGGAAAAACGAGAGAACCCCGAACCUUCGUUCGUAUAAUAAUAACAUUUGGAAAAGACCCGCGCUUUCGCUCGAAUUAGAGCGUACAGGGUGUACGCGAUACGCUCGAGAAAGAAGAAAAGGGAAACGGUGAAGUUGAGUAGACGAGAGGAUCAUGAGUGCGACUCAACAAGUAGUCGUUUUCUAAUCGAUUCAUUGACAGAUGGUGUCCAACUUCAAAGGAAAUAAUCUUUGUUAUUAGUCGGCCUGCCAUGAGAAAAGCUCGUGGAGAACGAGAACGGCGAUUUCGAUGUCUGGUGAAGGAGAUUUUUGAGAGUUUCGUAAUUGUGCGAUGAAAGGAAAGUGAUUUGAGACGAGAGAAACAAGUGAAAAAAAAGAGUAAGAGAGAGAGAGAGAGAGAGAGAGAGAGUGAGAGAAAGAGUGUGUGUGUGUGAGAGAGAGAGAGAGAAAAAAAAGAAACAGAGAAAGAAAAAAAAAGAGAAGAAAAAAGAAAGGAAAAAGUAUCAUAGAGUCGUUUCGAACAUCCUUCGACUUCAAGCCUAUCCUGCUACGUCAUCGAGACAUUUUCAAGUCUCUUGGUACGCCACUGGCUCAGAAACCUCUCGUGAAAGUUUUCCGUGCUACCCGUGAUACUACCGAGUGCUCCCCAAGAGUUCCAAGACCGAUCAUCGUGAGUCCUGAUUUGUUCGUUAACACGUUUGAGGCCGGUGCCAAUCGUCAAUGCGAUCCUGCAAACUCCUCGACGCUAGAGAAGAAUGAUCUUGGCGUUCGAGAUCCUUUUACCCCUCGUGGGAAUAAUAGUCGCGGCUCAAGGAUUGAAGUGCGGUCAUCCUGCUGUGCCGAUGAACGCCAAAGUGUCACUGUCCGACGAAUCCUCAACAGUAGGCACCAUAGCGAAAUACACUUGUGAUGCUGGAUACGAAUUAUUCGGCACUAAUACGCUUACGUGCGGUAGCCGAGGAAAAUGGCAAGGCGAUUUACCGUUUUGUGGUACGAAUGUAGCUUAUCGAAAGCCAGCGAAUCAAUCUACCACAGUAAGAGGAGGAAACGCGGGACACGGAAAUGACGGUGAUCUUAGUACCGAACACGAUGGCAAGAGAUGUACAGAGACCUUGAGCGAACAUAGUCCUUGGUGGAGGGUCGAUCUACUUAAACCCUACUCCGUUAAAGUGGUCAGAGUCACGACGAGAGGUUGUUGCGGUCAUCAACCUCUUCAGGAUAUCGAGAUACGAGUUGGUAAUAGCAGCACGGAGUUACAACGGAAUCCUCUUUGCGCUUGGUUUCCCGGUACUAUCGAGGAGGGUAUUACGAAGACGUUUGUAUGUGCCAGAGCUUUGGUCGGUCAAUACGUCUUCCUACAACUUGUCGGAGUGGAAGGAAGCUUGAGCCUUUGCGAAGUCGAAGUUUUUGCAACUGACGAAUUUUCGAUCGACAGGUGCGCCAGUGCCGGAACACCUGCCGACGCCGAUCUUGCAGCAUUUAAUUCAACCUGUUACGAAUUCGUGGUAAAAAAAGGUGGAUCCUUUCAAGAAGCCAGAACCUAUUGUCGAGCACGUGGUGGUGAUUUGGUUCAUGGUUUUCAGGGCAUUUCGCCGAUAUUCAUUCUAAACAACUUAGAAAGGCGAAAAGACAAGUUGAAGACACAAUUGGUAUGGAUAGGAGCACAGAAGGAACCAUUGAUAACAGCUAGAACUUGGCGAUGGGUUGACGGCGAAGUCGUGCAGAGACCGUCUUGGGGAAAGGAUCAGCCGAAUAAUUACAACGGUGAGCAAAACUGCGUUGUGCUGGACGGCGGUCGUGGUUGGCUUUGGAAUGACGUUGGUUGUAACCUUGACUACCUUCACUGGAUCUGUCAAAGCAGGCCGCCACUUUGCGGUAGUCCAGAAAAAUUGGAAAAUACGACGAUAAUUGGUACGAAAAGAGUAAUAGGAUCGACGAUAGAAUACACUUGUCCCGAGGGUCACAUGCUGAUUGGCUCGAAGACACGUACUUGCGAAUCUAGCGGAUUUUGGAGCGACACACCUCCGACCUGCAAAUUCGUCGACUGUGGCCCCUUACCCGAGCUGGACAACGGAGUGAUCACGUUAUUAGAAAGCAGAACGACGCAUGGUGCAUUGGCCGAUUAUGCUUGCAACGAGAAUUAUACGCUCGUGGGUGACACGAGACGAAGAUGUGGUGACGGGGGUAUUUGGAGCGGACAUAAACCACAGUGUCUGUUCGAUUGGUGUCCAGAACCGCCAGAGGUGAACGGUGGAUUGGUCGCGUUAACCGGAAGAAGAGCUGGCUCAACGGCAAGUUAUUCCUGUCAAAAUGGAUUUAUCUUAUUUGGUGACAACGUUCUAACUUGUGACAUUGGAGGUGAAUGGUCUGGCAAGGCUCCUCAAUGUCGUUUCGUCGAUUGCGGAACACCCGCACAAAUUGAAUUUGGUACUGUCACUCUUCUCAAUGGCACUACCACCGUCGGAAGUUUAGGGGUUUAUGCCUGUCAGGAUGAUUAUUGGUUGGUCGGUGAAGGAAAACAGGAAUGUACUAAGGAAGGAAAGUGGAGUUAUGAUACGCCAUCCUGCGAAUUGAUAACGUGCGAGGAACCGGAAGUACCAAGUGGAAGUUACGUCAUCGGUUACGAUCUAAACGUUCACAGCGUGAUAGAGUACCAUUGCGAGACCGGAUAUCUCCUUCAUGGAGAAGCAACGCAUACUUGUGGAAAGGAUGGCGAAUGGACUGGAGACGUACCUACUUGCGAAUAUAUAGACUGUGCCAAGGUUCUACCCGUAUUGAACGGUGCUGUGGAAUAUGUUAACGGUACGACUCACCUUGGAAGUGAAAUAACUUAUGGUUGCACCAAAAACUAUCGAUUGAACGGCGUUUCUAGAAGAUAUUGCUUGGACAACGGACAAUGGAGCGAUGCCACGCCAAAGUGCGAAGAAAUUCGAUGUCCCGAGCCAAUUUUAGCGGAGCAUGGUAUUCUUUCGGUUACCGGAAACGAUCGAAUGUAUGGAAGAACAUUGAUACGUACUGGGACAGCUGAAAAUUCAAAUACCGGGGCGACUUCUUACAAGAUCGGUGCACUGGCUAAAUACAGAUGUGAAAGAGGUUACAAGGUUGUCGGAGAACCACUGUCAACCUGCGAGGAUAAUGGAAAGUGGAGUGGCGAGGUGCCACAAUGCGUCUACGUCGAUUGUGGAAAACCUGAACAAAUACAACAUGGCCGUUAUACAUUAACAUCGAACGCUACGUAUUAUGGGGCUGCGGCACUUUACGAAUGCGACGGAAACUUCGAAUUGGAUGGUUUCGCUAGAAGAUUAUGUUUGGAAAAUGCCACUUGGAGCGGUAAUACACCCGUUUGCCGAGAAAUCAGAUGUAGAGAUCCAGAAAAGGAUGGUGUCCUAUCGACUCAAGUAUCAACUCAUAGCGUCGGCGGUGUUGCUCAUUAUAGUUGUCCAAAAGGUUUCUAUAUGGAAGGCAACGAAACAAGAUUUUGUUUACAAAAUGGUACCUGGAGCGACACAACUCCCGCUUGCUUUUCUAUCGAUUGUAAACAUCCAGGACCGAUAGAGAACGGAAGAGUGAUAGUAGUAAAUGGUUCCACUACUUACGGAGGUGCAGCUGAGUAUCACUGUCUUCCACAAUUCGAACGAGUGGGACCUUUCCUCAGGAAAUGUUUGGACACGGGUUAUUGGAGCGGAGACGAACCUAAAUGCGAGCUAAUGACGAACGAAGUUGCCGAAGCUCAAGGAGUUGGUACGAGCGUUGGUAUAGGAGCUGCGGUUAUCAUCUUCAUCCUGAUCAUCCUAGGAUUGGUAUACUUAAGACUACGAAAAGCUACACCCGUGAAGAACACAGAAAACGUUCAAGCGGCUGAAAGGAAGGAAGAUCAAAACGCAGCCGUUAUGUCUUACGCGACCUUGAACGAUGGGACGCCUAGUACGAUGUACGAAAAUGUACCGGAGGACGGUCUUUAUGAUAAUCCGUAUAGCAUAAGCGGCAGUAUGUACGGAUAUGGAAAUACCCGACGAGUGUACGGUAGAACAGGUCAUUACGAGGCUGAACCAAUAUCGAAUAGAAACGGCAUUACGAUCAAUGGCGUCUCCGUACGAUAGUUUAUGUGAAACAACAUCCUCCUGUAUAUUUUUUUUUCUUCUUUUUUUUUCUUUUCUUUUCUUUCUCUUUUCAUUUCCGAAGAAAAAUCUCUCCCCUUGAUGAUGCUUUUUCUUCAUUUUAUUGCGUACAUAUACGCAAUGAUAUUUCAAGGUUACGACCUUAGAUGUACAGGAUUUCAGAAUUUGGUACGUGAUAGGGUACCCAAUUCACCUUCGCAUUAUUUAUAUUAUCGCAAUUCGAUAUCAAGUCGAUACGUGUAAAUAAACAGUGAGUUUAGUUUAAGAGACAUUAAUUUCGAUGAUUUUGAAUUCCAUACGAUGAUUGAUAAGAACGAUACGAUUAUGAAUAUAUUUCAUAUCAUUUUUUUUUUUUUUUUUUUUUUUUUUUUUUUUUUUUUUUUUUUUUUUUUUUUUUUAGUGCAUAUAUAUCCUUUUGUUUAUAAAAAAAAAUUUUUUAAAGUAAAAAAAGAAAAUAAUAAUAAUAAUAAUGAUAAUAACGAUGAACGUCGAACGUAUGUCCGAAAUUUGUUUGAACGUUCGAAGAAAUAAGAAAAAAGCCAGAAAAAAAAAAGUGAAAUCGAUCGUUCGUUCGACUACUUUCGAAGCAUCGAUUACGUAAUUACAUUUGUAUGAUUCUGUAUAUAAAAUUGUUCCAAUUAUAUAGAAUUCAUUGUUCUUAUAGAAUUUAAGCAACACGUUGUAGUAUAAAUAUAUCUAUACGUACGUCGAGAUUACGUUUUUUGUUGUUUUUUUUUUUUAUUUUUUUUUUUUUUUUUUUCUUUUCGAUCAAAUGCGAAUAAAGAAUCGACGAGUUUGUUUUGAAUGCGGCCUUUCUUUUUUAUUCCAAACGAAGUAUUAAAAACAAAGAAAAAAAAAAAAAACAGUCAUUAAGAAGAAGAAAAAAAAAGCAUAAUAAAAAUUAUAUAGAGGUUAUAGAGGUUAUAUACGAUGCAAAAAAUAAUUAAAAAUUAAAUAUAAAUGUAGAUUAGAAAUUGAUCAAUGGACGUACGAAGUUGCUAAAAUGAGUUAAGAAUUCUUCUUUCUUGAACACUGAACACCAAACACCGAUCUUCAUUUUUCAAUGUUCACUUUGACGUAUAAAACCGAAAACGUAUUGGCGGGAAGUACUGUUGAAAAAGCGUUUUACGUUUUGAAAUAAAUUUCCGAGGAAAUUUAGUUCAAUCGUCGUGCUGCAGAUGGCGUUAUCUAUCCUAAAGUCAUACACUCAAUUUGUUUGUUAUAUUUCUUCAUUUAAAAAGAGAAAAAAGAAAAAAGAAAAAAAAAACGAAAAAUCCCAUCUAUUAAAACUCGAUAUGGAAACAAGAAUUAACGUGGUAUAUUUUAUCAGAACAGAUCGUAUCCAAAUAUGGUAAUGAACUUUCCAACGAGAGUACCAUGUUCCAAGUAUGGUGAAACGAAGAACUACCAUUCAGGAUCAUGGCGUUAGUAGUCCGGGUGUGGUGAAUAAACUGCAGAGUGACGAGUGAGGUGACUCAUAUUGUUCAACGACGCUCUUUGCCUUUCUUGUAUUCUUUUCUCGUUAAUAUCAGUCAGUCUCAAAAUGUCUGCCCGUAAAACAGCAGGCCGCCGGGCAACUACAAAGAAGCGUGCACAGCGUGCAACGUCUAAUGUAUUUGCAAUGUUCGAUCAAGCACAAA